UCUGGUGCCAAACAGCACCAAAUCGCUGGAGAAAAGUGGCUACAUGGAAAGGUCUGCAUGGCAGUUAGUAGAAAACGCAGUUUUAAAUACAAGGUGUAUCACAGCAGGCUGUCACCUCUGCCCAAAAUAAUUUGCAGCAUGUGAAACACCCCCCGGGUUUCACUGUUGGGCAAAGCAAAGAGCCCCAAAAUCCAACCAACAUUCAUUUGGGAACAAAGGCUCCCAGUGUCCCCUGGAAGCUCCAGAGUUCACACCUGCACUGCCAGUUCAGUGGCAGAGCGGGAGAUUCAGAAGAAGGAGAGCUAUGAAAGGCUCAGCCAAAGGACCAAACGCUGAAUGGAUUCAAGAAAAGCAUCAAACCAACCACCAAUGCUUGGCUGCUGGGAUUACCUGCUCUGGUGACACUUCUGCUCAAUGGGAGGAUGCUCUUGUCCCUCUCAUUUCCUGAAAUCCCAGAAGUUCUUGGCAAGCUCCCGGCAUGUUCACAAAACUGCUGCCCACGUGGUGGCCAGGAGCGCUCCAGAGGACACCGUGACCAGCAGCUUCGCCUCCUUCAUCCACGGGGCCCGACACGACCACCUGUCCAAGACCGUCCGGCACCGGAGCAAGAGGAUGAUCCUCGACAGCAUCGGGGUUGGGCUCGUGGGCAGCACCACGCACGUGUUCGACAUCGCCCUGCGCUACUGCCGGCUGUACUCUCCAGUUGCCGUCAGCUCUGUCUAUGGCAAGCCAGGUGUGAAGCUGUCCCCGACACUGGCCGCCUUCACCAACGGAGUGGCGACACACUCCAUGGAUUUUGAUGACACCUGGCACCCUGCCACCCACCCCUCGGGGGCUGUUCUGCCAGCCCUCCUGGCUGCUUCCCAGAUGCUGCCUCCCGGCACCAAACCCACCGGCAUGGAUUUCCUGCUGGCAUUUAAUGUGGGCCUGGAAGUGCAAGGAAGGCUCAUGCAUUUCUCCACCGAGGCUCACGACAUUCCAAAAAGGUUCCACCCUCCCUCGGUGGUGGGGACCAUGGGCAGUGCCGCGGCCACGGCCAAGCUGCUGUCCCUCAGCAGGGCCCAGUGCUGCCACGCCCUGGGCAUCGCCGCGUCCCUGGCGGGGGCCCCCAUGGCCAACGCUGCCACCCAGGCCAAGCCACUGCACAUCGGCAAUGCCACCCGCCUGGGCUUCGAGGCGGCCCUGCUGGCAGCCCGGGGCAUGGAGGCCAACCCCUUCAUCCUGGACGAUAUCCCCGGCUGCUCCGGCUUCAGCGCCUUCUACGGGGUCUAUCAGCCCAAGCCGCUGCCCCCGCCCGGUGACCACCGGGAGUUCCUCCUGGAGAAGCAGGAUAUCGCCUUCAAGCGGUUCCCAGCCCACCUGGGGAUGCACUGGGUGGUGGAUGCCGCCCUGUCUGUGAGGAACCUCUUCGUCCACUACGCGGGGUCCUUCUCUCCCACCCUGAUCCGCACCAUCGUGCUGAAGAUCCCGGUGUCCAAGUACAUCAACCGGCCCUUCCCCAGCUCCGAGCACCAGGCCAGGCACUCCUUCCAGUUCAACGCCUGCGCUGCCCUGCUGGAUGGUGACGUGGGGCUCGGCUCCUUCACCGAGAGCAGCAUCCACCGCCAGGAGCUGAGGGAGCUGCUGGACAAAGUGGUGGUGGAGCACCCCGAGGAUAACGUGGCCAACUUCGACAAGAUGUACGGGGAGGUGGCCCUGCUCCUGCACAGCGGGGACGUCCUCACGGGCAAGUGUGACACUUUCUACGGGCACUGGAGGAAGCCUCUGAGCAAGGAGUCUCUCCUGAAGAAGUUUCGCUCCAACGCCUCCCACGUGCUCCCAGAAGAGAAGGUAGAAACCAUCAUCACUACGGUGGACAACCUGGAGAACCUGCCUGACAGCUCCCAGCUGGCCUGCAGCCUGUGAGGGAACAGCACGGGGGGUUUUCAGGAGGGGUUUGUCCCGGUGAAACUCUGAUUCCUUCCUUCAUUGGUGCUUUACUUUGAUUUCCAGUGCCAGGAAUGUUCCCACCCCUUCAAGCAGACACUUCACUGCCAAAGCAGCCCCCGGGGCAGGAGGUGUGACUGUGUCAGCCCUCAGUACAGGGAGCACAUUUCAGCUUGUGGUUGAUGCUGUCUGAGCAGCUGAAAGGCCACCACAAAUAUAAAAAAAUCCCAUGGAAA
Molecule: messenger RNA, 2162 nt
Organism: Empidonax traillii (willow flycatcher)
Lineage: Eukaryota; Metazoa; Chordata; Aves; Passeriformes; Tyrannidae
Product: cis-aconitate decarboxylase-like
Exons: 6
Coding region: 415-1905 (496 amino acids)
Molecular function (GO): lyase activity
Source: RefSeq, a predicted model, not a curated record